AUGUCACUUGUACAUGGUUCCAUCGACUGCAGAGCCCAAGGCUCUCUUCUUCUGUGCCUCGGCGCGCACGACACACAGUCAUAUAGACAAGGGAGAGAUAUAGAUAGAGAGAUAUACGUUGUAUCAACUAGUCGGUACCUUACUUACCAAGCCGAGCUAACCCAGCGAGCCCCAUCCCGCGCCCCACUUGCUCUCUGGGCGGAACGCCCUACACCACCCAAUCCAAUUCAUGCCACUCUAGACCGUCAUACCCUUUCCAAACCCUACCCCUACCCAAACCCUACCAUCAUCUCGGAUUUCACGGUGGCCACGAUACUGCCGACAUCGACAUCGACAUCGACAACAACAACAACAACAAGAACAACAACAACCACCUCCCAUCUCAACAUCUCAACUGUAAUCGGCCUCUCUACCUGCACCUUCGUCUCCAGCCUCUCUUCGCUCCUUUCUGUCCACCGCCCGGCCACCCGCCCCGCCCCUUCCGCGCCCCUUGUACGACAAAACAAACCCGACCCUGGAAACCCAUUUUCGCCCUCCGUCCUGCGCUCUCUGCCAGCCAUUGUUUCACGCUCGUUGCAGAACCACCACCCCCCCUUCCAAACCAAACAACCUCGAUCCCUUCCUCAGCAACUUCACGACCCCAUCAACACCAAACGCGCCCUUCCUAGCAAAUUCCCAUCGAAUAAACUUCUGCCAUCUUCCAUGAAUAGAGGUAGAGGCGAUUCCCAGGACGCGCUCACCUACACCGGCGGUUGCUACUCCAGAGACGGCUUGACUCCCCCCAUCGCAGCCGUAGGGCCUCGCAAGAGAAAGAUGUACAGACCAAAUACCACUUGGACCUGGGCGUUCAUGAUCGCGGCCAUCAUCCAAGCCGUGAUCGUGCUCGCGAUCGAGGCGUAUGUAACUAUCAUAUGCACCCCCAGGCUUGCCCCAGGACUAAAUCAAGCGUACAGAUACCUCUUUGCCAAAUUACAAUUGAGCAUCCAGCCCGGCCACCAAAAACAACCCCUCGCCAAAACCAUCCCUACAUACCUCACCCUCUUCAUCUUCGGAUUCCUCUACCAACUGCUACUCGUCUACGAUUCGUUGCGCCUCAAGAACACCAUUCAGGUCAUCGGACUGUGCAUAUACAAUGCCGGUAUGCUCAUCUACGGUUCGAUCCAGUACGAUCAAAUCAAGACCUCCAUCGACAGGCUGGGUAACAAGCAGUGGCUGGAUCCCGAGAGAGGGGAUCUCUGGCACGAUAUCAAACCCUUCCUGAUCACGGUCCCAUGCGUCAUUGCCUUCUUCACGAUCGUAAUAUCGGUGAUUGCGUGGAAGCUGUACGACGAGUUUGCCUGGACCAUCUACAAGCACAUCAGUGCAGAUCUGAGGAUGAAGCGCCGGUUUCUGACCUUCCAGAUCUACAUCGCCUUGCUCAAAUUCGACUUCUUCUUUUUUCUCGGCUUCACGGUCCAGUUCCUGGUCGUGGUGACCGGCUUAGCCGAUGUGGAAUUCGGCCUCACCAUCGCCGCCAUUCCCGUGACCAUCGGCAUCCUCUUCAUGGCCGCCUGGUUUACUCGACGCGAAAACAAGAUCGGGAUGGUCUGCAUCCUCCUCCUCUACUUCUGUGGCCUGGCCUACUUUAUCUUCAAGCUGACCCGGAUGUACCAACCUUCGCGCGAAGUCAACUACCUACCAGUCCGAAAGUCGUUGACGAGUUUCGCGGUCCUGACCAUCAUACUGAUCAUCCUCACCAUCGCCAACGCGUGCGUAUGCAUGGCCAAUUUCGACAAGGGGCUGAGACCACACAUCAUGAGGCGUGAGAUUGGUGGCGAGGAGGUAGAGAAGAUGGAGCAUAUGACCGAGCUUCCAGACCUCAAGCACGGCCAGCCGCUGCCUAUAUCGAGCCGGAUGACCAUCGACUGA
This is a messenger RNA of Drepanopeziza brunnea f. sp. 'multigermtubi' MB_m1, 1908 nucleotides long. Lineage: Eukaryota; Fungi; Ascomycota; Leotiomycetes; Helotiales; Drepanopezizaceae. The record is from RefSeq and is a predicted model, not a curated record.